Molecule: messenger RNA, 2953 nt
Organism: Acyrthosiphon pisum (pea aphid)
Lineage: Eukaryota; Metazoa; Arthropoda; Insecta; Hemiptera; Aphididae
Exons: 5
Coding region: 586-1446 (286 amino acids)
Source: RefSeq, a predicted model, not a curated record
CUUACAUAUUAUUGUACACAAUUCUCUUGAAAAUAUAAAUAAAUAUCGCGGAGGUGUAAUCGUAAUAGGCAACGAGACUACAAUCGAUCACUCACAACAUUACCAACAAUAACAAAUACCACAUGUCCACAUGCCACAUCCAUAACAAACUGGCCGAUAUGAGAACAAAGCACCGAUAUUGUUUUAAGAAUAAAGGAAGGGUGGCGGGUGCGUAGCCUCAGCCUUCCAAUGCGCAUCGGCUGGCACGUUUGAAAUAUUACUUUUUAGUACGACAGUAAGUGUAAGUACCUAUAUUAUAGUUACAGAGUAAUCAUCCAGCAACAGUGAUCGAUUCCGUCAGAAGUAGAAACGUCUCGAUCCGACUCUUGUGUAUGCUCACUAAAUUAUAGUACCUAAGUCUCUUUAUAAUUUUUGUUUUUAUUUCCUUAAUCGAUUUUCUAGUAUAAUAUAUUUAUAAAGCAAAAAUAAGUCAUGUGCUGGAUACUCUCGGCGAGGUGGUGAUUAUACCAAGUCAGCGGCAGAAGGAAUAGUGAAACGCUCUCACUGCAGACGUUUGAAGUACACUUGUGUUUUGUACCCUGAAAAAUGGCCAUAUAUGACGAUAACUUGUCUGACAAGAUGGGCGCUUUAUCUGUCGACGACCACUGGAUAGAACUCGGAUUGGACGAUUACAUUCAGACACAGCUAAAAAAAAUCAAAAAUGACUUUGAAAGCGUUUUCUCCUGGGAUAUACAUAAAUCAUCAGAAUUCAAUCAAAAUCUUUAUUUGAACAUCACUGAUAGAAUUCAAGAAAACCUAUCUAUGAUUAUAGACGAAAUAGAUGAGAAUGAGUUUAAUUUUUAUAGAUUCUAUUUACAAUUAAUUGUUAUUCACGAAGAUUAUACGAGCAAAAGAUAUAAGGAAUCGUAUGUGGGAAUUGAAACUAUUGUUAAAUUUAUGGAAACGUGUACAUUUGACGAGUCAAACAAACAGAACUUUAAUGUAUACCAUCAUAUUGCUCAAGCCACCAAUGCAUACAUUUCAUUAACAUUGAAGAUUGAUUCAGAAAAUUUACUGAAUGAUGUGAAGCCAGCUAAAAAUUUUAAUGAUACUGAGAAAGCUGCUAUUUGUGCGGUAAAAGCCAGAAUUUUUAUGGAAUAUCCUCCAAAAGGAAAUAAUAUUGCUUUAGAAUUGACUGAACGAGCCCUUGCCCUUCAUUAUUUACCUGAAUGGCUACUUAUUUGGUUAAAAGCCAAAAAGGUAGUAAGACAUGAUAAUGCACCAUACACAAUACCCGGGGACGAAGAAAUUAAUGCUGCUUUAUAUUUAUACAAAACACAAACAAAGCCUAAAUUUUUAAUUCAUGCCUAUCAACUUUUUAAGGAAGCAGGUUAUAUCAAUAAUGUAAACAAAAACUAUGGACAGUCAAAAUAUUUUUUUGAUUAUUCGUAUAAAAUAGCUAAGUAAGUAGUUAAUCUAUGUCAACCAAAAGGUAUUGAUAAAUGAAAAUUAGUAACUCAAAUUUUUAUGGUCUAUCCCAUAUAGGUACAAAAUUAUAAUUUUUUGAGUUAGUCACUAACUUGUCAUUUUGGGAUUAAUACAUUUUUAACCAUUAUAACAAUCAUAUAAAAUCGAUUUUUAUGUUUAUUGUUUUUCCAACCAUCCCUUUAGGUUUUAUGAUCUUAUUAAUUUUUUUGUUGAUUUAACAAUUUCAUAAAUUUUUUGAUAGAAAAUCGAUGGCAUUGGCAAAGGACGAUCCAAAUAAACUAAAUUCUAUAUUACUGUAUUGCCUACACUAUCCGAAAAAUUUACUGUCAAAAAACUUUAUAGACCAUAUAAUUUCAAAACUGUCAAAUAUUAAAAAUGGCUGUGUGCAUUUAACUAUAGGCAGAUAUUAUCUAAAACGUGAAAAAGUAUGAUAUUUAACAAUGGAUUGUUGGGUGAAAAAAGAUUUAUUUUUGUUUUGUUUCAGGAUUAUAAAAAAGCUAAAACGUAUUUCUCUCGUGGACAGGCUUAUGGUAAUUUCAAUAGCUCAUUGCAGUUAAUAAAAGUAGAAUGUCUGUUACAAUCUGUCCACGAAUUUCCGUAUGUUCAGACAUUAAAUGAGAUGUAUAAUGAUUUUCAAAACCCCAAAAGAAGGGUUACUAUUUUAAUUCAUAUAUUAAUGUAUUACAAUUUCUGUGAAAAUAAUCCAAAAGAAAUGAUGCGCUACCUUAAAUUAUACACUGAUCAAGAUAUCGAAGAUACUUUUAAAAAAUGUCAAUUAAUGUAUGUUUGUUCAUUGUUCAAUGUAGGCAGAUUUUUAGAACGAAAUGAUUUUCUGAAUGUUUUAUUUGCAAAUGUAAAAGAGUUAAUAAACAAUAAGUGGGAUGAAGAAGAAAAAAAGAUGAUUGAAAACACAUUUGAUCGGUUCAAUAAAAUAUUGAAUAUUCAAAACAAUAAUUUUGAUGAUGAUAAUAACUUAUAAAACCGCUGUUCACAAUAAGAAUGAAUCUUGACGAAAUAACAACACAACUCGAGGCAUGAAUUUGGCAGUCAUCCAUCUGAUGAGUUAUUUUUUUUUUUGCUUUUAUAUUUAAAUACUCAAUAAUAUUAAUCGUUCUGUUUUAUUGUAGCCAUAUUAAGUUAAUAUUUUCUUUGUAUGUGCAAAUUUGGUUUACAAUGUAUGGGUCAAUAGCUGGCCAUUGACAUUACUAUAUUUGAUUUAUUUAUAUUUGUGUACCAAUUAAAUUUUUUUUUUAUUCUUUAAAGAAAAUACAUUAUUUUAAACCAAGUUUUAAAUGAUGGUAAAUAAAAUUUUGUAGAAAAUAUGUAUCAUAAUAUGGUGUAGCGCAAAAUAUUUAAAAUAUUGCAGUAGUUGUAGAUUUCUGUGCAGCAACUCAAUAUUGUCAAACCGCCUCUGGUGUCGUGUACAAUAAUAUAUCUAUAAAAUGUACAAUAUUAUUAAUAAAUACAAUUGAUCAAUAAGUACUUU